Molecule: messenger RNA, 3835 nt
Organism: Salvelinus sp. IW2-2015
Lineage: Eukaryota; Metazoa; Chordata; Actinopteri; Salmoniformes; Salmonidae
Biological process (GO): regulation of apoptotic process
Molecular function (GO): GTP binding
Source: RefSeq, a predicted model, not a curated record
AUGGUCAAUGAUUAUGCAACAACAUUUAACUGCUGUGGGGAAUAUCUCAGCAUAAGGUUGGUUUGGUGCUGUAUCAUGUAUAAAGGCACAGAGGAGAUGACUGACUAUAAUUCUAAAGCUUUCUUGACUAACUGUCAAUAAUCAUUUCUAUUCUCUCCCAGGAUUAACAUAACAUGGAGAAAAAACAGAUUACCAUUGUCAUCGAUUCAAAUACCGGUAGAAGCUGCAGCCAAACGUUAACACAGUGGUUUUGAAUUCAUUGGGAGUCCUACAUUUCAGUGGCUUAAAUGGGAUGUGGAUCAAGUGCCUCUGAAAAUAAUCCAUUGUUUGUAGAGGAUGAGUCAGAAGACGUUGUCCUUUUUGAAGAACUAGAUUUUGUGCUUAUUGGUUGCCAUGGGGCUGGAAAGAAUACAGCAGGAAACAUCAUCCUGAACAAAAAGGAAUUCAAUUACUGGACAUCAUGGAGAAAACAAGCUGUGAAGAAAGAGACUAAGCUAGGCAGUCGUACAAUUACUGUGAUCCGCACUGCAGGUUGGUCUGGACGUUCAAGUAAGGAUGAGACAAAACAGCAGAUUAUAGAAUCUGUCUGGUCCUCAUUUAAAGAUGGACCUGAUGCUAUCCUCUUGGUUAUUAGAAUCGGUUGUACAGACUCUCUAAAACCGACUCUAUCUAUUUUCAUGAAUGAAGAAGGAGAGAGGAGCACAUAUGAAGAGACAUUUAUCGAAAGAGCAUUGAAUAAUACAGUGGUGCUGUUCACAAAUGAGGAAGAAUUGGACAAAUUGCAUCUAACUAUUGAGAGAUACAUUACUGACUAUAACCUUGGAGGGUUGAUAGAGAAAUGUGACGGAAGGUAUUGUGUUCUUUCUGACAAAAAGUCACGUAAGGUUCAGAAUUCAAAGCUGAUCAAGCAAUUAGAGAAACUGAUAUCUGAAAACAGAGAUGAGAAUUUCCAGGUGGAAGAGAGCUUCAUGGGCACGUUGGAGAAGAUAGUGGAGAAGAAUACAAAUCUAAUAACAAACCUUGAAAAAAAGAUUGCAAGACUUGAGGAAAAGAUGCGUAGUUGUAAGAUUAAGAGAGACUUGGAAUCCUGUGAGAGGGAGAUAGAAAAACUGCAGAAGACCAUUAAGCAGAAGAAUAAAGAACUGCAAGAAGUAAAGGCUUGUAUUAAACAGUUACAUCCCAAAGUCAAAACAGAUAAUCAGACACAGACAGAAGAGGACAACGAUCCACAACGCCUGCGAGACGAAGCAAUAAAUAAGGACAACCUGAUCGAAGAGUUCAGUGGAAUUAAAGCACAGUUGGAAAAAGAGUUGAGAACAGCUGAAGAAGAGUUGAAGAACACUGAAGGAAAGUGGAGGAGAACUGAAGAAGAGUUGAAGAGAACUAAUGCAGAGUUGGAAGAACAGCUGAGGACAGCUGAAGAAGAGUUGAGGAGAACUAAAGAAGAGUUGGAAAAAGCGAAGAAAGCUGAAGAGUCAAAGAAAACAACUGAACUUUUUAAAAAACUAUAUAAAGAGUUGAACAGGAAGUUUCCUACCUCUUAUUGUAAGGAAGAAACACAUAAGAAGAAUAUCAAGAUAGAUAGGCCAUAUGAAAUGACUCAACGGUCCUUUAUUGCCUCUUCAGCCAACCCUUCUACUCCCACUGGUCAAGCCUUUAUCACUAAACACAGGAUGGAUUUGGUGGACCGACUGGGACUCUUGCUGCCCAUACUUAUGCGUCUCCAGGAUCAAGGAGUUCUGAGUCAAGAGGAGAUUGAGGAGGUGGAAAGUAAACCCACCAAGUCCAAACAGAAUCUAGCCUUGCUCAACAUGGUUGUGCGGAAGGGAGCUGUCGCCCAAGAGUGCUUCUACCAAGCCCUGAGAGAAUCAGACCUUUUGUUGGUGGAGGAUCUGUGUAAAUGUCGUAAAUGGGCCCCCAGGUCUCAGGCAAGAUGACGUGACUGAGUAAGGCCUAAUGUGUACCAAACAACGUCCAAACACAACACGUGGACACACAUUUAUCUUGCUCUCUCAUCAAUGUAAUGUUACUUAAUGUAUGGUAUUACUAAGGUUGCAAAGGGAGGGUAUAUUACUGGUAACUUUCAACAUUUACCAGUAAACUACCAGAAUGUUGGUAACUUUCAUUUUAUCAGAUGACAUCUAGUGGCCUUCUUGAGCACUUCAGAUUAUUACAGGUGUCUGUGAUUGUCUGUAAUUAUCUCUGGCCCUCUCUGCGGCCUCAACAAAUGUAACAUAUAUAAAAUAAUUUAUCCCGCUUUAAAUGAUGUUCAGCUAAUAAAGGCUUCAAAAAGCCUUUAUAAUGCCUUCAUAAGUGCUAAAUACAUGUGUUACAAUGCAUCUAUAACCGUAUGUCAUGCUUUAUAAAGGGUUCACAAAUGUGGCUUAACUGUGUGUCAUAAUCACCCAUGUCAAAGGUGACAUAACACACUAUGUCGAAUGUGACAUAAACAUGUGCUUUAUAAAGGGUGACAUGGUGUGCUGCAGGAUUACAUUACACCCAAGAAACACUGACAUUGAUGAAAGUCCCGAACAUCAGGAAAUUGAAAGUGGCUUUCUUCUGGAACCAAGUUAAAGCUUCCUCAGUACACAAACACACACACACACACACACACACAAAUAUAACGAGCCAUACCGUGUGGUGCUGGGCCAAGUCAGGUCUUUGACACAUUCACCCUCUCCCCCAGUGAAAGAUCAGCCACAAAAUGUUGGCACCAUUAUAACAGGUUGUUAUCAAGCCCUCCAGGUAGGACUAGGCCUACUCCAAAUCAUAUUGGCUCUGACAUACACGAACACAAGCUUUGCAGGCCCAUCAACACAUUUAAAUAUCUCUCACACCUUACAGUAACCUGUGGGUCAUGAGAGAACCUUCAAAAAUCAGCAGAACAUUUAUAACCUAUUUACUGACACUUUAUAUAGUUCCCUGUAAUGCUUAGUUUGAAGUGAGACACGUUCAGUCAUUCAUAACACAUCCAUAAAGAGUCUAUAUCGCAUGACGCUGUAUUUAAUUUCAGACCCCUUGGGUCAUUCAAUACACAUACACAAUGAUGUAAACACAAGUGUAUUAACUCUAAAGGAAGCAUCACAAAUAAACAAACAUUAAAGACAUGUUUAAACCAUACAUUUUCCUUUUAUUUUUACAUUUUUAAAACAAUACAAAUACAUUAAGAGGUACUGUAUGUUGGUUCCAACCUUAAAAGUAACAACAAAGAAAAUUAGCAGGUCUGUUAGGUAGCUAGCAAUUGCUGUGAAGUCACCAAGAUUCAUUUAAAUAACGAUUGAGGUAGCUAUUUAAUCAACACCAAUAUAACUACUGUAAACUCAUUUAAAUUACAAUAAAUAAAGGAUAACUUACUCAUUUUCCGCUGUCCAGUGGCACCACCAACCAAUACACCUCUAACCAAACAGUGCAUGCAAACUGAAUUAAAGGUAACUGCACUCAGAAAUCAAAGUUUCUUAUAUUUUCCCAGACCUCAAAUGUGGUCCCCUGGUGUGGUUUAAGCAUUGUUGUGAAAACCGAAUAAUAAAUAAUGUGUUGUUUUUUAAUUAAAAUGUGUGAAAGAAAACUGGCGGAAAUCUGAAACCUGAAAAAACUAAACCGAGAAAACUGAACAGGUUUAUUUAAAACACUACAUAUAUAUACUGUAUAUAAUGUAUACCUGAUGUGUUUAAGUACUAUCUAUCCAGAUGUAAUGUAUAUCAAAUAACUAUUUUGCUAUGUAACUACUGUGUAAAAAAAGUGGCAUGUAUGUCAAAUGUACAGAAUGCAAAUGAAAAUAAAAACAAAAAGCUGUAAAACUAAAAUUAAUUUUGUCCUCCGAAGAGGGUGGAUGGGC